AUGGAAGAAGAAGAAGAAACGAAAAUCCAACACGGUGGGGUGUACGUACACCCCAUUGAGGCCCCCGCGCUGCUGCGCUUCAAAGUGAAGCUUACCAAAGCGGACCUCGCCCAGCGGCUGUCUCAGGAGAUGCUUUUGCCUGUCUCGGGGCUGUAUGACUUCGAAUUGAUUUUGUCCCAGCGAGAGCCGCUGCAUGCAUAUCGGCAGCUGCUGCUUUCUGCUUCGUUGGUGUUUCCUGUGCCGCUGAAGUUGCUGGACGUGUCAGUUCCUGCUGCUCCUGCUGCUGCUGCUGCUGCUGCUGCUCCUGAGGUGUACAGACACUUCAAAAUUCUCCCCGCAGAAGAACCGCUGCAUGCAAAGCCCCAAAUUAAACAUCUUUUCCAGCCCGAAGAGCCACAAGCCUUGGCUAUGUGUGGUUUUGCCGCUUGA
Eimeria necatrix is the source of this 429-nucleotide messenger RNA. RefSeq lists its product as hypothetical. The transcript has 5 exons. Bases 1 to 429 code for a protein of 142 amino acids. The record is from RefSeq and is a predicted model, not a curated record. Lineage: Eukaryota; Apicomplexa; Conoidasida; Eucoccidiorida; Eimeriidae.